AUGUCACUCACCACGAUUCAAAAAGAAGUAGAACUUAUUAAAUUUGAAGCCAGUUGGAUACAAGAUAAAGGUUGUGAGCAGGUUGCAGAGAAGGAGUGGUCAGCAAGGGUUCAAAGUUCUGAACCUAUGGAUGGGAAGGGUAGAGUAUAUGAAAGACUAGACAGAUUCUUAGCAAAUGGACAAUGGUGUGAUCUGUUCCCCCAAUCUGUUGUUACUCAUGGAUCAAUAUCCUACUCUGACCACAUGCCUAUAUGGUUGGAGGUGGAGGGAGGUGGGGAAAGAGGAAGACAGAAGAUGCUGUUUCGUUUUGAGGCAAUGUGGGUGGGUGAAGAGGGCUGUCAAUGCAUCAUCAAUAGGGUGUGGGAUAAAGAGGGGCAGAGAAAUGAUGUAGAAAAGGCCAUGAAGAUGAUCUUAGACUGUGGUGAGGAUUUACAGAGAUGGAAUGAGUCUCAUUUUGGAAAAGUUCAGUCAGAGUUGAAAAAGGCCCAACAAGUUUUACAAAAGUUACAAGCGGAGGAUACUGCAGGGAAUAGUUAG
Molecule: messenger RNA, 537 nt
Organism: Juglans regia (Persian walnut)
Lineage: Eukaryota; Viridiplantae; Streptophyta; Magnoliopsida; Fagales; Juglandaceae
Exons: 2
Coding region: 1-537 (178 amino acids)
Source: RefSeq, a predicted model, not a curated record